UCUACGCAAAUAUAAUCGUGGCGACAAGCGGGACCUUGCAGAACGCUAUCACAGGGAGUCGUCUAGUCGACGCAAAUAUAAUCGUGGCGACAAGCGGGACCUUGCAGAACCGCAAAUUUAA
Funneliformis mosseae is the source of this 121-nucleotide messenger RNA. NCBI's taxonomy places the organism in Eukaryota, Fungi, Glomeromycota, Glomeromycetes, Glomerales, Glomeraceae. The record is from the annotation of a GenBank genome assembly.